CCACAUGCGGGAGAGGAUGUUUAUGAUAAUCCAUCGGGGAAAAAAUAGUUGUUGUCUGUAUUAGCCUACUUUAGAGGCGUAGCCGACACGAUAAGUGAAAGUGAAAUUAAUUUGGGGACAAUUCGAUCAUGGUUGUCUCUGAAAGGCAUAAAUCGUGAUUCGGUGCUUCUUGGGUCAGAAGGUUGAACUAGAGUUUGUUUGGAAGCAAUCCAAACAAACAUGGCAGAAACUCCGGUAGAACAUACCAGGGAGCACAUGACCUCUUCUGUAAAAAGGAUGGAUGAAGAGAGACCGGAAUCUACCAGUUAUAUGUCCAUGAAGAGUGACUGGUCAAUGGAGGAACCAAUUAACUUCAAAGAGGGAGGUGUGAUCCAAGAAAGUACUCAGAUCUGCAGAGACCGUCUUGCCAGACCAGAAUCACCAACUACCAGUACAGCACCGAGUGACAAAUCCAUUGACCGUCCCAUUCACUUUAAGUCAGGAAAUGUGCUCUGUGACUCCUGUUCUGAGUUUUUUAACACUGAGACACAAGCUGUGAAGUCCUGCCAGACCUGCAGUAACUCCUACUGUGAGACUCACGUCAGGAAGCACUACACUGAAGCACGCUACAACAAACACAAGCUAGUGGAUGUGCCAGGAGGUCUGGAGUCCUGUGAGGAACAUCGCAAACCUCUGGAGGUGUUCUGCUUGACUGACCAUAUGUUCGUCUGCAGUCAGUGUUCAGUAACGCGGCAUCAAGGACACAACAUCCGCCAUGAGACAGAAUUACCUGGGGGAAAGGGCAAGGGAACAGAGGAACCAGCCUCAAAUAAUUUGCUGCCCCCUCCUGGAGAGAUCAGCUUCCUGUCUGUUAAGGCCAACUCAGUGACUCUGAGGUGGGGGUGUCCAGAGGGCCUGGAAGAACCCAGGGCAUUUAAGGUGGCCUGGAAGAGUGAUGAAGAACUGAAGAGUCUUGAAGUAACUGACAUGUACAAAGUGGAAAUAACUGGACUCCAACCUGGUCAGAAGUAUGAGUUCAGAGUGGCCUCAAAAGGGGACCAUGGCAAAUACAGUAAAUAUGUCUUAGCAGCUACUCACACAGUGGUCCCGCCUCCCAGGGACAUUACAGUUGGCAGUUCUGAAGCAACUUCCUUUGAUGUUCGCUGGUCCAAAGCUCCAGAAAUGGAUAAUGUUCCUCACCACUUCAUCAUGACCUGCACCAGUCCAGGGACAGAUCCUCUGGCAAUACACACUGAGGUCUGCCACACAACACUGACUGACCUGCAGACUGACAAGCAGUACACUGUUGGAGUCUCAGCUGUGGUGAAGAAUGGAAGACAAAGUGAACCUGUCUCUACAACCACAUACACUAGUAUUGAGUCCCCAAGAUACAUAACUGUUCACUUAGUAACAACCUCCUCAAUAUCACUGAGCUGGCCACCACCUGAUUGUCCAGAAGAACAACCACAAACGUUCAGAGUUGAAUGGGCUUCUUGUGGACAUUCUAGCCACAAUAUUGUUGAUGAGGCAUCCUAUGACAUAACUAACCUCAUGCCUGGCAGAGAGUAUGACAUUAGAGUUGCAACCAUUGGAGACAAUAAACAACUUAGCAAGUUUGUUCAAACAAAACAGUAUACAGAACCAACUUCUCCUGAAAACUUGAGGGUGGAGAAGGUUGACCACAAAUCUGUCAAAUUGUCUUGGUACAAACCAGUUAACAUGGACAAUGUGUCAUAUUCAUUCACCAUUAAGUAUUCCUGCAACGCAGAGCUAAAAGAGCAAGAAGAACAGAAAACUAACAACAGUGCUGUUAUUUCCGGCCUCAAAUCAGGAACAUUAUACACCUUUUAUGUAGUCACCAUGCUACAAAAUGGCAGUACAAGCUUGAGAGAAACCUCAACACAACAACGCACAAACUUGAGUCUGCAGAGUGUACUAGACAACUUGGGACUUAAAGAUCAUCGUACGAACAAGCUCACAAUGGAAGGAGUUAGACAGAUUGGUGAGAAUGUUUGGCCUGAAAAAGUUCGAACACACCUUCCAUCACAACUACAGCUCUUUUUAAAGAAGCUGUUAAUGGCGAACAUGACUGCUAGAAAUCUCAAAUGUUGCACUGGCCAACACUUAUCAGAAUGCAGGCUUGCAUCAAGGAAUGAGGAGAUGCCAUUUGGUCUAAAGGACAUUAACCCUCUGGACCUCAUAACUGCUCUGUUUCUUUGCUCGGAUGGUAUCUUACAGCAGGAGCUCAUUCAGAAAAUGUCCUUCUGUCAGUUUGCUGUUCCUCUCCUGCUGCCCAACCCUGAAACACAUCAAAGCACUUUGAUGCUGUGGGCCAUGAGGGAUAUAGUUAAGCAGUUUAGACCUCACUGUCCUGGUGACCAACAAGAAUUUGUGGAGAAAGGUAUUGUAGAUACUGCCCUCCCAAUGAUUUCUUUUGUUAGAUGUGGAGCCAGCAGCUUGUCAAAGUCAAAGCUUCUCAAUGAAGUUCUCAGCAAUUCCCAACAGAGCCACAACACAUUUGUGCACCAUAACAUGAGAGGUGGAAACAUCCCAAAGAUGAUCUCUAAUGGAUUGGUGGAAAUCAGUUGGUAUCUGCCAAGUGGAAAUGCAAACAUAGAUGUGUUCCCUGAGGCUUUAGCUCUGGCUAAUCUUCGUGGAGAUCUCAAGGAUUUUCCAACACAGUUUACGUUUCUCUGCCAAACUUCAGCUGCCCUUUUUGUGUUUUGUGAUGAUCUGGACUUGAAUAAAAGUAUUCCAGACAUGAAACUCAAAGAGAAAACUAAACUCUUCAUUGUGUCUAACUCUCAGUCUCUGAGCAAUGAUAAAGACUAUUUCAAGAAACAAACUGCCGAGUUCCAGAAAUACAGUGCUCAACUUAUAAAUAGGAACCAAACCAUGAACGAUGCAGAUCUUGUGGAAAAGCUUUCGCUUGGAAUCACAGAGCUUUUGAAGGAAAAACCCCUCAAAAUUAAAGUACACAGUAUCGCAGAAUUUGCAAGAAAUGUUGACAUCCUCGUGGAUGAAGACAAAGGUCCAUGCAAGGCAGCAAAGGCUAAUGCAGCCAAAAUCACAAAUAAGGUAUCUGGCAUACCCAAAUACAAGAGCAUCCAGCUACCUCUACAGGGAGAAACCUGGAAAAAACUCACUGAACUAGAGAAGGAAGAGUGUAAGAGAAAAAAAGCAGGUUCCAAAAACAUUGAGGUGUACUUAAGAGAACUAAAACAAGAGAAAGAUGAACUGAGAAAGAAGCAAAUGGAAAUUGGAAUGAGUAAAGGCAUUAGAGAAUUCGUCAAGGGUUUGAAAAGUUCAACAGAGGAGCGCACGUAUUUCCUCAAGUGGAUGAAGAUCACUCUAGACAGCAAGUCGAGGAGUCAGCAGUAUGAACUCAGGAAGCAAUACCACUUCUGA
Messenger RNA from Osmerus eperlanus (European smelt), 3387 nucleotides. RefSeq lists its product as uncharacterized. The transcript is spliced from 12 exons. Gene Ontology annotation, molecular function: zinc ion binding; protein binding. Lineage: Eukaryota; Metazoa; Chordata; Actinopteri; Osmeriformes; Osmeridae. The coding region runs from base 220 to 3387 and encodes 1055 amino acids. The record is from RefSeq and is a predicted model, not a curated record.